AUUUUAUAAAGUACAAAACUUAACUUAUAGUGAUUAGCAAACAUAUUCCAAUUCCAUUUUUCUAUUUGACCAAAAAACAAGAAAAAGAAAACAUCUUUGGGGGAUUCUUUUGUUUGAAGUAUACUUUGUCAAUGAUAUUAAUUUUUUUAAUUCUCUUUAAAUGUAAUUUAUUUACCUUUUGUGGUCAAAAUUUCAAGGGUUGGGUAGGGCCUUUGUCCUACUAACACACAUUUGUCCCUUCCAAUUAUUUAUUAUCAAAUUAUUUUCAACUCCUAACUUCUAGCCGUAAAAUUCACCACACACAACACGUAGUACAAAAUAUCUAUUCAGGGUUUUCAGGUUUCUUCAUCAUUAUCAUCAUUUUAAAUUAUUUAACUCCUAAAUUAUUGUGAAAAAUCACAACACACGAGUACAAAAAAUAAACCUUUUUCAGGGUUUAGGGUUCCGCUACUCUCCUCGCCCCUUUUUCCCAUAUUUUUCCAAACUCUCCAAAAACUAAAAACCCCAUAGCCCUGUUAAUCAUCUCAUUUCUAAUUUCAAGCAAAAAACCAGGGCUUUUUACACUCAUUACUUCAAUUUUCAAUAAUCCUGAAAGAAGAACAAGAAAAAGAAAGAGAGGAAAAAAAAUUGAACUUACCUUUUUCUCCAAAUGUCCUCUGCCUGCAGCUUAAACCUCAGCCUCAUAAAACCUCACACAUCUUCAUGGACCUCAAUUUCAUCACCAUCUUCAUCAUCUUCAUCAUUAUCAUCAGCUCUUUCUGACUCAAACCACACUUCAAUCUCAACUCGAAAAGCCCGGGCCCGCCGUAAAAGGCCCAAUCAGGCCUACAACGAAGCCGCCUCAAUCCUUUCCACCGCCUAUCCCAAGCUUUUCGCGGCCAAACACCUCCCAACAGGGCCCGAAUUCACCAAAUUGCAGGGCCCGUAUCUGUUCGAGCCCUCGGCCCUGCUCACGCCGCCUCCCAAAUCGCUCGAGAGCCCCAAUUUUCGCACUGGGUCGAGAAAUUGGAAUGCAAUCGAGGAUCCGCGGCGGCGGACGGCGGUUUUGGGCUGUUCCUCUGAAGAAUUGUGCGGCGGAGAUGAGGAGAGUUUCAGCGCGCGGUCGAUUUUGGAUGAGGAAAUUGAUGAGGGAAUUGAUGGCGUCAUGGGGAAAUUGAGCAUGGAAAGCCUGAAAAUCGAGGAUCCGAAAUCGAAAUCGGGUUGUUGCUACGGCUAUCCGGUGGGAUUAGGGUUCGAUUUCCAAUCGAGGGCGAUGAGGAAUGCGGGCGGCGACGGAGGGAACGAGUGGUGGAGUUUCCCCGCCGUGGAUCUAGCCGAUUUGACUCCGAAGGUUGCUGAGGUUCCGGUGGGGAAGAAGGCGUCGGCGAGGAGGAAGAAUUCGGGAUCGGGCAAGCGAAAUGAGGUUAAAUCUGGCAGUAAGGGUUCGGGUGGAGAGGAAUUUGGCCGAGCGGGUGGCGAGCUUCACCUGAAACUGAAUUACGACGGCGUUUUGAGGGCGUGGUCGGGGAGGGGCUCGCCGUUCUGCGAGGACGGGCCAGCGGCGGGGCUCGCCGGAGGUGAUGUCCAAACAGAUUUGUUCCCGUUGUCGGAUGAUGGUGUAGGGAGAAAUGAUACUCUGCAACGCGACCAGGAAAAGCGGCCUAGUCAUCUCUUGCCUAAGAAAAUUAGAUGCCGAGUAAGAAAAGUCAACACAAAUCAACGGCCAAGAUUCAAGGGAAGAUUUUGUGAGAGCACCAAAUCCCUCUAAGUUUAAAUUCAAUUUUCUUUUUAGUCUUUUAUAGAACAAUUUUUGAAAUUAUUAUUCUCUUCCUGUAGCUUGUGAUAAUUUUUUAUUUUUUAAAUAUGACCCGUUUGGAGACAAACUACCAAUAAAUGUCAUCCUUUUCAUUUGGGCACUGUCCAUAUAGAAAUAUAGAAUUAGUCGAAUAAAAGGCAGAUUGUGAGAAGAAAUUCCAAAAUGAAAUUAAGAAUUAGUUCCAAGCAAGAAAACUCCAAUCAAGAUUUCUUCUGCCUUAAAUUCUCUCUUUUUCUCCAGCGCUUAAGAG
Messenger RNA from Striga asiatica, 2045 nucleotides. The record is from the annotation of a GenBank genome assembly. Lineage: Eukaryota; Viridiplantae; Streptophyta; Magnoliopsida; Lamiales; Orobanchaceae.